Molecule: messenger RNA, 1545 nt
Organism: Cololabis saira (Pacific saury)
Lineage: Eukaryota; Metazoa; Chordata; Actinopteri; Beloniformes; Belonidae
Gene: pnhd
Product: pinhead
Exons: 8
Coding region: 219-1184 (321 amino acids)
Source: RefSeq, a predicted model, not a curated record
AAAAAGCAGUUUGAAGAUUUAUACAACUUGGACAUAGACAGACUUUAUUUGUCAUUUCGGAUUUUCAUCAGAAAUUAAAUUUCGAUGCAAUGGCAAUGUGGCACAGCCGCCUUGUUUUGGGAUGAUAUCUGUGGCAGAAGCUUGUUCCUGUAUAAAUAUCUGAGGCACCAGCGAGCAGAGGGGUUACUCAGGAUUUAGCAGCUGAGGAGCAGAUUUAAAUGAAAGUCAUGGACGUACUCCACCAUUUCUUUGUCUUCCUGUGUAUACUUCAUCUGGCCUUGAGCGGAGUGUUGACCAAAUACAAUGAGCACCGAAACCUGUUUACACAGCGAGUGUGCUGCAAGAGACAGAGCCACUUUGUGUACAUUGGACAAGAUAUUUCUGGAAGUCCUGUUAGUGUAGACGUGGGACUGUGCAGAUCACACUGCGGGGUGACAACACGAUCAUCACAUGACGCAAGCCAGCAGGAAUACUCACAACAUUCCUCAAUGCUGGAGUUUCUCAGGAGCAAGAAAAAGAGGACCCGGGGACCGGCCGCCUCGGGCCUGUCGGAGCCGCUGCAGCAGCGGCCGUCCUGCGGGAUGGAGCAGGCGUGCGAGCCGACCGGGGUGCGCGUGGAGCGGCUGCUGCUGUUCCAGGGGCCCCGGGAGGUGGAGGUGGUGCAGGACUGCAGCUGCGAGGUCAGGCUGGACCAGUGCCUGCGCGUCCCCAAGCUCAAGACAUACUUCCCCGAAACACCGUACGAGACGGUCAUAGACGUGGGAGGAUGUUCCCGAUCCAAGGGUUCCCCAGAGGGAUUCUCCUGCGUCCCUACUAAGUUUGACCCAGCCUUGGUGGAGACCCCCAACAAGAUGGAUUUGAUCCAGACUGUGGUGGCCUGUGAGCUCAAGGAAAGCUGCUAUAGGGUGCCAUAUGUGGAGUAUUAUUAUGAAGUAGUCCACCAUGCAGAUGGACUCAAAGAAGAGAAGCUCAGAGAAAUAGAUGUGGGCAGAUGUUUGGGAGGCUGCACAACAGGAAACCAAUGUCUUCUCAGGAAUCCGACUGAUCCAGAUAUCUGCCAGUUAUGGUCUGAAAAACAGUCCAGCUCAUGUGUUCCUCAGAGCCACGAGAGCCACAGCUUCAUCAACCAGCACAUGCAGAUUCGCACGGUCCUCUCCAUCACCUCCUGCGUCUGCCAACACUAAACAGCAUCCUCUGGAAAACAACCCGCCAUUCCCCAAGUGACUUUAAAGGAAAACAAUCCACCAUUCCCCAAGUGACUUUAAAGAAACUGGCACUCAUCCCUGGCUUUCUCCUCCACGAUACUGACACGAAGUUGCUACCUUAAAGUUCUAUUGUAUUAUAUGUAAUAUAUAUGUAGAAAUGAUAAUUUUGUAAAUAAAUUUAAUGUGAAAAUCUUAUGGUUUGUUAUUAUACCAUGAACAAAGUGUGCACUGAAAGGCAAUGGUAUAGCCUUUAUCAAUUGCCAUAGUUUGUUUAAAAAUAAAAAAAAACAUUCAAACUUCUUGUUUCAGGUAAGAAAAUGAAAAGACAUAUGUGUUGUAG